Cinclus cinclus is the source of this 1119-nucleotide messenger RNA. RefSeq names its product actin like 10 (gene ACTL10). Lineage: Eukaryota; Metazoa; Chordata; Aves; Passeriformes; Cinclidae. The transcript has a single exon. The record is from RefSeq and is a predicted model, not a curated record. Bases 1 to 1119 code for a protein of 372 amino acids.
AUGCUGAAACCUGCGGUGGUCAUAGACAGCGGCAGCUGCUUCACCCGGGGGGGCUUUGCGGGGCAGGAGCAGCCCCAGUGCGUGCUGAGGACGGCGCUGGUGCAUCCCUGCAGUGCAGGCACCCCGCGGGAUGCCCAGCAGCGCUCCCCUGCCCCGGAGAGCCCGGCGGGCUCGGCCGCAGCCCCCCGCUCCUGCCCGCUCCAGUACGGCCUGGUCGAGGACUGGGACAGCAUGAGAACCCUGUGGAGGCACCUCCUGUGCUGCUGCCUCAAAGUGCUCCCAGAGGAGCACCCGGUGCUGCUGGCUGAGUCCCCGUCCUGCCCCGCCGGCGACAGGGAGCGGGCGGCCGAGCUGCUGUUCGAGAGCUUCGGGGUGCCCGCCCUGCACGUGGCCAACACCGGGUUCCUGUCGCUCUGUGCCCACGGCAGAGUCACCGGGCUGGCCGUGGAGGCCGGGGCAGCCAUGUCCCACGUCACCCCCGUCUGUGAGGGCCAGACCCUGAGGAAGGGCACCCGCUGCCUGGGGGUGGCCGGGGACCACCUGUCCGGGCACCUGCAGCGGCUGCUGCUGCAGAGCUCCGCGGAGCUCUCGGUGCUGCAGGCCCUGAGCAAGAAGGUGCUGACCCAGCUGAAGGAGCAAUGCUGCUACGUGUCCUUGGACUACGAGGGAGACCUCCUGGAGAAAGGGUCCCAUCAGCCAGCCAGGUUCCAGACCCCUGACGGGCGCUGGAUCACCCUGGGCAAGGAGCGCUUCUGCUGCCCGGAGCCGCUGUUCCGGCCGGAGCUGCUGCACCACAGCUGCCCUGGGCUGCACCGGCUGGCCAGGCAGAGCCUCCAGACGGUGCCCGAGCACCUCAGGAAGCACGUGCUGGGGAACGUCGUGCUCUCAGGUGGCUCCUCCAUGUUUCCUGGCUUUCCUGAGAGGAUGUGCUUGGAGUUGAAUUUCCUUUUCCAAGGCGCGGGCGUGCACAUCGAGGUCCUGGCGAACCCCAAGAGGGGCACGGCAGCCUGGGCCGGGGGCUCCAUGGCAGCCUCGCUCACGUCCUUCCAGCACACCUGGAUGACAAAGGGCGAGUACCAGGAGCACGGGGCUGAGUAUGUGCACACGAGAUUCCAGUAG